Funneliformis mosseae is the source of this 483-nucleotide messenger RNA. The record is from the annotation of a GenBank genome assembly. Lineage: Eukaryota; Fungi; Glomeromycota; Glomeromycetes; Glomerales; Glomeraceae.
AUGGCUUUGAAAUACACCGCAAUACUUUUCACCAUCUUUCUUUUAUUCGUCAUUCAAAAUGCUUCAGCUGACAUAAAGAUGAUGCAAGUAGCUUUUGUAGAAACUUUAGCAUCAAAAGAAUCCAUCAUUUGUUGUCCCAAAGGAAAAUCCAACACAGCAUCUCUCACAGUAUCAAAAACACAACCCGGAUCAAACUUAAAAAACGUUAAAAACAAUGAUUGCACCAAGGCAAAUGACGUCAAAGUCAAUGGUGAGGGCAUGGGUGACAGUGUAUUAACAGCAGUUGUCAUACCCCAAGAUGAAUUAGAUCAAAAACGUGCAAGUGGCGAAGCAAUUAAUAACGACAGUGUUGGUUGUGAGACUCCUACCGAAUUCUGUAUGCAAACUGAUUCAAUGAAAUCAGAUAAUAAUUGUAUCGUCAUAACAAACGUCAGUAAUAUGGAUUCUCAGAUUUCAUGUGAUUCUUCCAUGUUUAACCAAUAA